Messenger RNA from Loxodonta africana (African savanna elephant), 4040 nucleotides. RefSeq names its product EMAP like 1 (gene EML1). Gene Ontology annotation, biological process: microtubule cytoskeleton organization. Gene Ontology annotation, molecular function: microtubule binding. Bases 127 to 2628 code for a protein of 833 amino acids. The record is from RefSeq and is a predicted model, not a curated record. Gene Ontology annotation, cellular component: mitotic spindle. The transcript is spliced from 22 exons. Lineage: Eukaryota; Metazoa; Chordata; Mammalia; Proboscidea; Elephantidae.
AAAAGUACAAAGAGAGUGGAAAGACCAUAGUAGAAUGAAGUUCCUUCAUGGUAAAAGAUUUUGCAGGAUUUCUGCACUUAAGCACUUGUCUUCAGUUUUUAAAUUUUAUUAUGUUAAAGCUAGUAAAUGCCAACUGAUCUACUUCUCCGGGGAACGUUUCAAACUCACCUGGCUCUUUCCUUGUCCUUAGAUGACAGCGCCUCUGCUGCAAGUAGCAUGGAGGUGACAGACCGCAUUGCUUCACUGGAACAGCGAGUCCAGAUGCAGGAAGAUGACAUCCAGCUGCUCAAAUCAGCUCUGGCUGACGUGGUUCGGCGGCUGAACAUCACCGAGGAACAGCAGGCCGUCCUUAACAGGAAAGGACCGACCAAAGCAAGACCUCUGGUGCAGACCCUGCCUUUAAGAACCACUGUCAACAACGGCACUGUGUUACCAAAGAAACCAAGUGGCUCUCUGCCAUCCCCCUCUGGGGCCAGGAAAGAGACUGCUGUGCCGGCAACCAAAAGAUUAAACAGGUCUGUGAGCCUUCUCAAUGCAUGCAAACUGAAUAGAUCAACACCAAGUACCAUCAAAAGGACCAGCUCUUCUGAACGAGUCUCUCCUGGCGGUCGAAGGGAGAGCUAUGGGGACUCCAAAGGAAACCGCAAUCGAACGGGAUCCACCAGCAGUUCUUCUAGUGGCAAAAAGAACAGUGAAAGCAAACCCAAGGAACCCGUGUUCAGCUCAGAAGAAGGAUAUGUAAAAAUGUUUCUCCGUGGACGCCCUGUUACCAUGUACAUGCCCAAAGAUCAAGUGGAUUCUUAUAAUUUGGAAACGAAAGUCGAGCUACCAACCAAGAGACUGAGACUGGAAUGGGUCUACGGGUACAGGGGUCGAGACUGUCGCAACAACCUCUACCUGCUUCCGACGGGCGAGACCGUGUAUUUUAUCGCCUCGGUGGUGGUCUUGUACAACGUGGACGAGCAGCUUCAGAGGCAUUAUGCUGGCCACAACGAUGACGUCAAGUGCCUAGCAGUUCAUCCUGAUAGGAUCACCAUAGCAACAGGACAAGUUGCAGGUACAUCUAAGGAUGGAAAACAACUACCACCCCACGUACGCAUCUGGGAUUCCGUGACGCUGAAUACGCUGCAUGUCAUCGGAAUCGGGUUUUUUGACCGAGCUGUCACCUGUAUUGCAUUCUCAAAAUCUAACGGAGGAAGCAACCUGUGUGCCGUGGACGACUCCAACGACCACGUGCUGUCUGUGUGGGACUGGCAGAAGGAGGAAAGGCUGGCCGAAGUGAAGUGUUCUAACGAAGCCGUGUUUGCCGUGGAUUUCCACCCCACGGACACCAACAUAAUAGUUACCUGUGGAAAAUCACAUCUCUACUUUUGGACACUAGAAGGAAGCUCUCUUAUUAAGAAGCAAGGAUUAUUCGAGAAACAAGAAAAGCCAAAGUUUGUCCUCUGCGUGACUUUCUCUGAAAAUGGUGACACCAUUACUGGAGAUUCGAGUGGCAACAUCUUAGUCUGGGGAAAAGGUACGAAUCGAAUAAGCUAUGCAGUUCAAGGGGCCCACGAGGGUGGUAUUUUUGCACUUUGUAUAUUAAGGGAUGGCACCCUGGUGUCAGGAGGAGGGAAAGACCGGAAACUCAUUUCUUGGAAUGGAAACUAUCAAAAACUUCACAAGACUGAGAUUCCAGAACAGUUCGGUCCAAUACGGACAGUGGCUGAAGGCAAAGGGGAUGUGAUCCUGAUCGGCACAACUAGGAAUUUUGUUCUCCAGGGCACCCUGACCGGGGACUUCGUGCCCAUCACUCAGGGUCACACCGAUGAGCUCUGGGGACUUGCCAUCCACGCCUCCAAGCCUCAGUUCUUGACCUGUGGACACGACAGGCGUGCCACCCUCUGGGACGCUGUCGGCCACCGGCCCGUCUGGGACAAGGUCAUUGAGGAUCCAGCUCAGUCUUCUGGUUUUCAUCCUUCAGGGUCUGUGGUUGCAGUUGGAACACUGACUGGAAGGUGGUUUGUGUUUGACACAGAAACAAAAGACUUGGUCACCGUUCACACGGAUGGAAACGAGCAGCUCUCUGUGAUGCGUUACUCUCCAGAUGGGAAUUUCCUGGCCAUCGGCUCUCACGACAACUCUAUCUAUAUCUACGGAGUCAGUGACAACGGCAGGAAGUACACUCGAGUCGGCAAGUGCUCAGGUCAUUCCAGCUUCAUCACUCACUUGGACUGGUCAGUAAACUCACAGUUCCUCGUGUCAAAUUCAGGAGACUAUGAAAUCCUUUACUGGGUUCCCUCUGUGUGUAAGCAGGUUGUAAGUGUGGAAACGACGAGAGACAUUGAAUGGGCUACAUACACCUGCACUUUGGGGUUCCAUGUCUUUGGAGUGUGGCCAGAAGGUUCAGACGGAACAGACAUCAACGCUGUCUGCCGGGCCCACGAGAAGAAGCUCCUGUCGACCGGAGACGACUUUGGCAAAGUGCACCUCUUCUCUUACCCCUGCUCCCAGUUCAGGGCACCAAGCCACGUGUACGGGGGGCACAGCAGUCAUGUCACCAACGUGGAUUUUCUGCAUGCAGACAGCCACCUCAUCUCCACGGGUGGCAAGGACACCAGCAUCAUGCAGUGGCGGGUCGUUUAGUCCCCACUGGGCCGCGGGGGCAGGAGGUUUGGGGGCUCACGGCACCCCACGCCCGAACACGGACUCGCAUUAUGCUUUGGUCACUGUGAUUUCUGUUUCGUUUUAAAAAUUCUUACAAACCUCAGGAAAAAAGAUGCCCUCUACCGGUUACCUUAGCCUAGAGAAUCAUGGGUGUCACGUCAGAUAGUUUGUUUUCUCUUUGGUUGUACAGUAUAUAAUACAGUGCACAUUUAAUAUAAAAAGACACCAAGGUUUACAUUACGGUGACAUCAACAGAAGUAACUGGUAUGUACUUGGUAACUUUUCUAUGAACUCUGCAAAAAUGGUCACAGAAUGCCUUUUAAAAUAUUGUGUAUAGUCUUCACUGUUUCGCAGUAGCUUGCUGAGUUACAUAUUUAUGACACUGGUGAGGUACUGAAUCGUGGUCGCUGGUGAUUAAUGGGUCCCGAAGAUGAACCGAUAGAGAAGGAGCCCGUAACCGAUUGGCUGCCCCGGGAAAUGCAAGACUGAGGCUCUGUUUGGUUACGUUUUCUGAGGUGUCAGUACACACUCCUUCUGGGAGGCUGGUGAGGAAGGGGUGGCUGUAGGCGUCUUGUGUUAAGCAGUGCUGCCGCAGAUUAGCGGAGAUUUCAGCAGGGUGAACAGGCAUCAGGGGUCUGAGCUGGACAGUGCUGCCUAACCGAGUGCGGUCAGCCUCUUCACACAUGGGCCGCGUUCCCCUCUGCUCCCUGCUCACUGCCCGCUCAACAGCCAAGACAUGCAACCACCGUCCUCUGUAGAGUAAUUGGCAUGGUACCGUAUUGUAUAGAGUGUUAGCGAGUCAUAAGAAAUACGUAAGGCUAGGCUUUACUGUGCUAUGCUUAUGGACAUUGUAUAUUUGUAUUCUAAGACCAAGUAGACCAAGUCAGAAAGAUGUCUUUUAAGUGUACCAUAAACCUGCUAGGGGAGCAGCCCGGAACGGCUCCAGGAAGGGCGAAGGGCAGCUUCUCCCCCGGCCCUGGGUGCAGGCGGCUCUUUCCCGUGCGAAGCAAGGCUGUGUUCUGUUGAGUAAAACGUAGACGGCAUAAAUUUGUCAAGAAGGCCUUAUCCAUUUCGAUUGUGUGACAGAUUGAAAUUUAUUGUUUACAUUGGGGGAUGUAUCUCGGAUUUUAAAAUAGGAGAGUAAUAAGCAGACUUCAACACAAAUAUUAAGAUUUUUACUUGUUAGAGGCUGGCCGAUGAAUUCUCCAAGCUCUACAGCGCUGGUUGUGUGGAGCAGCUGACCUCCAGCCUGCGGCCAGAGGGCAGGAGAGCAGCCAACGACGUGUAUCCACGGUGGCUUUGUUCGUAUGUACCCUUACCACAUAUAUUCUAUGAUGAAAUAAAAUCUGAAAAGUGAAUUUCUUAUUGACCGAUAUUCAUGAAAGAAUAUA